AAGGCAAGAGAAAUCUCGGGGGUCGCGCACAGGCUGAAGCCGAUCGGAGGGGCGCCAUGGGCCGAAUCUCUGAGGACAUGAUCCGGCGCAACGCGGAGCACAACGACUGCAUCCUCUUCUCCCUGGAGGAGCUGUCCCUGCACCAGCAGGAGAUCGAGAGGCUGGAGCACCUGGACAGGUGGUGCCGGGAGCUGAAAAUCCUCUACCUGCAGAACAACCUCAUCGCGAAAAUCGAAAAUGUGAGCAAACUCAAGAAACUGGAGUACUUGAACUUAGCCUUAAACAACAUUGAAAAAAUCGAGAAUUUAGAAGGCUGUGAGGAGCUGACGAAACUCGACCUGACGGUGAAUUUCAUCGGCGAGCUGAGCAGCGUCCGCAGCCUGCAGCACAAUGUGCACCUGAGGGAGCUCUUCCUCAUGGGCAACCCCUGCGCGGACUUCGAGGGGUACAGGCCGUUUGUGGUGGCCACGCUCGGGCAGCUGAAGUGGUUGGAUGGUAAAGAGAUCGAGCGCUCCGAGAGAAUCCAGGCACUGCAGGACUACCUGGAGAUUGAGCGACAGAUCCGAGAGCAGGAAACAGCUCACCGCCUCCAGCGGGCCAAAGACAAAGAAGAGGCCCGGAGGAACCUUGAGGGAGAGCAGGGAGGCCAAGAGCAGCCGAGACGUGACCCCCGUGGCGACAGGCGCCCCUCCACAGACGCCCACACUCUCUGCCCCUUUUCUUUAGAAGGCGCAGGACCUGCCCCCGCACCUGACACCCAAGAGGAGGAGGGCGGGAAGAAGAAAUUGGAUGAGGUGGAAGACGACCUGGCGUUCUGGAACAAGCCCUCAGUGUUCACUCCCGAGUCUAGACUGGAAACUCUGAGACACAUGGAGAGACAGCGGCGAAACCAGGAACGGCAGAGUGAAAAGGAGAAGGAAGCAAAGCCACCCAGGACAUUGAUCACUCAAGACGGGAGAGCCCUGAACGUCAACGAGCCCAAACUUGACUUCUCUUUGAAAGACGAUGAGAAGCGUAACCAGAUCACCUUGGACCUGGCCGUCUACAGGUACAUGGACACCUCCUUAAUCGACGUGGACGUGCAACCAACCUACGUGCGCGUGAUGGUGAAAGGGAAGCCAUUUCAACUCGUCCUUCCUGCCGAGGUAAAGCCCGAUAGCAGUUCUGCGCGGAGAUCUCAGACCACGGGCCACCUGGUCGUCUGCAUGCCCAAGGCAGGAGGCGUCCUUGCAGGUAGCAGGAGAGCAUCCAAGUCUGUAAAAACAACCCCCCAGAGCAUCCCAGAGCAAACAAGCCCAAGAGGCCAGCCCAUGGAGAGGCUCGAAGUAGACCCCAGCAAGAGGUCAUUUCCAGAUGUGGCGAACAUUGUGCAAGAGAAAGGGCACAGGCCGAGAAGAGGUGGAGCCGGGCCACAAAGCGUCCUGAGGGAUGAGGAGCCAGGCCCAGACUUUGACGAUAACCCUGACGUGCCUCCGUUGAUCUGAAACAAUGGGCUGCAGUCACUGGCUGUGGCCCACUGGGCCCAGAGUAUCUCAGGACAGACCGUACCGACACCCUUUCUGGGGUGAACCCAGAGGUGUUUGUCCGUGUUCUGACGACGAUUCCAGUGUUGUAACACCCCUACCUCGUGUAAUACCACCCUUAACCUCGUUGAAACGCUGAAGUGCGUGCCUUAAAUAUGUGAUCGUUGUUUCUCUGUGUAUCCAACGUUGUUGACGAGGUAAAUGUUCAGAAAGUCGUAGGGCUCUUCCACAAAACACUUAUUAUGAACCACAGCGCUCUCUGUGCUCCUGGAACCGGCAGCAGAGAAACACCGUAAUUUUGAAAGUGGGAUCUUGGCAAAUCGGUCAAGCUCACAAGUCAACAUUAGUUUGAGAUCAGCUUGCAGUGCUUGAAGGUUAUUUCGAGCAGUGUUUCCGUUUUCUCCUCUGGUGGCGUGCUGUCAUGGCGGCAACAGCGCUUUGACAUCAAACGCCCCGGAAUUGGACUCCAGCACCAUCACAGUGUAAAGGCCUUCGGCAAGGGCUGGAAUCUCCCCGUCCUCUAGUGGAGGGGACAGCAUGGGGUAAACAUACUGGGCAGUGGGUUUGGUUUCUUUGUCUGUUUUCCUUUUUCUGCCGUAGGUUUGUCUGAAGAUCAGCUCCGUGAAGUGCCUAGUACAUGAGCGUCCCUUACACCUCUCCAGUGAUUACACAUGAUAUGCCCUCAUGAGCAACAGAGAAACCUUUGUCCCCAAAGGGCUAUAUUCACGGGUGUAGGAGUUAGGAUCUGUAACACAUAUGCUUAGGGGACACAGUGCAAUCUAUAACAUUGUACCUCUUCUUUAUGUAGAUUAUUAUUAAGUAAAUAUUUUACGUAUAUUGAAGAAAAAGUAGUAUUACUCUGAUUGUGUGAUGCAAGCUUUUGAAUAAAGGUUCCCUAAAUAGUCA
Molecule: messenger RNA, 2429 nt
Organism: Echinops telfairi (small Madagascar hedgehog)
Lineage: Eukaryota; Metazoa; Chordata; Mammalia; Afrosoricida; Tenrecidae
Gene: DNAAF11
Product: dynein axonemal assembly factor 11
Exons: 12
Coding region: 57-1484 (475 amino acids)
Biological process (GO): outer dynein arm assembly
Cellular component (GO): cytoplasm
Molecular function (GO): protein binding
Source: RefSeq, a predicted model, not a curated record